AUGUCAACACCUGAAGAUCUCGUGAAGCUGGAUAACUUCCAGAAUAUCUUUUCGCUAAAAGGAAAGAUUGCAGUCAUAACCGGUGGGUCGCGCGGACUAGGUCUCCACACAGCAAGCGGCUUUCUCCAGGCAGGAUGCGCCCGCGUAUACAUAAUCGCCCGCAGUGAGGAGCCGCUACAUGGGGCAGCGAAAGCCCUCAAUGCGCUUCCCAACAAGGGGCCCGAUGCCCUGGCGAUCGUGAUUGUUGCGGAUAUAUCAAGUCAAGAGGGCUGCAUGAAGAUGGCCGUUGAAAUCAGGAAAACUACGGAUCAUGUUGACAUUUUGGUUGCUAACGCUGGCGCAACUUUUAUUGGUGAUAUGGACGCAUACAAGGAGGAUGAUUUCGACCGGGUCAUGAAAAUGAACGUCAGCAGCAUAUUUUUCUCGGCUCAAAAAUUAUCUAGGUUACUUCAAGCCGGCGGCACAAUCCAGGACCCAUCUCGGAUUAUCAUGGUGUCUUCAGUAGCAGGUGUCGUUGUUGGGGACAUGGGUCAGCACGGAACAUAUGCCUACGCCGCCUCUAAGGCAGCCGUCAUUCAUCUCAUGAAUAAUCUCGCCGUGGAACUUGGACCGAAACAUAUCGCGGUCAACGUGGUUGCACCUGGAAUAGUUCCAAGCCAAAUGAGUGCGCCGCUGAUGGAUCGACAUGGUGGUCUUGAAAUUGUUGCAAAGCAAGUGCCGGACCAGAAGCUAGGCAGCCCCGAGGACGUUGCUGGUGUGAUGGUCUUCCUCUCUUCAAGGGCAAGCAAGCACAUCAAUGGGGCAACCAUUGUGUUAGAUGUACUCAACUUGCCCAACUCCAAGAUGGGCGGUCGCGCUAUAGCAUGUGGUGCCUCGGGAUCCGAGCCGAAUUACAAAUCAGUCCGCAAUAGUGCUAAAAGCAAGUGGUGGCUGGACGCUGGACUGAGGAAGAAUGUGUUCCACUGCGUCGGACUCUGCGGCACGCUCUUCUUCAACGGCUAUGACGCAAGUCUGUUCAAUGGCCUUCAGACGAUUGACGCGUGGCAAAACUUCUUCGGCCAUCCCAAAGGGAAUUUGCUAGGUCUGAUGAACUCAGCUGCCCUAUUCCCUGGUUUAAUAUCACCGUACUUCGCUGAGUUGGUUGCGAAUCGAUUUGGAAGAAGUUGGGCGGUUUGGAUUGGUGUUUUGAUCAACAUCGCUGGCGCUGUUGUCAACUCCGCGGCCAUCAACCUUGGGAUGUAUAUCACUGGACGUGUCUUAAUGGGUAUUGGCAUCUCCAUGGGGCUCACGAUUGCACCGACCCUCCUACAAGAGAUUGCUCAUCCUCGCUAUCGAGCUCAAAUUGGUAGCAUGUAUACCUGUAUCUAUUAUGUUGCCGCUGUAAUCUCGGCCAGUGUUUGCCUCGGCACCAGAAACAUCGAAGGAAGCGCUGCAUGGAGAAUUCCUUGCUAUUUGCAACUCGUUGGUCCAAGCGUAACUCUGGCCAUGACCUUCACGAUGCCCGAGUCUCCGAGAUGGCUCGUAAGACACGGUGCUUCUGACGAAGCUCUACGAAUCCUUGGAAAAUACCACGCGAAUGGCGACAUCAACGACCCUCUUGUUCGGCUCGAAUACGAAGAGAUAAUGGAAAACCUCCGUGCCGAUCAAUUGAGCUCUGAGACAAAGUACGCCGACUAUUUCGUACCAAACAACCGCCCUCGUCUCUUUUUGCUCGUCGUGAUUGCCAUUGGAACAAACUGGGUUGGAAACGGCAUCAUAUCGUACUAUCUAUCGCCUAUACUCAGUACGAUUGGCAUUCGGUCCACGGAACAACAAGCUGGGCUCAACUUGGGGUUGCAAAUUUGGAACCUCAUUAUUUCAACGACAGCGGCACUUUCUGUUGAUCGCGUCGGGCGAAGGCCUCUUUGGCUCACCUCAACAAUCGGCAUGUUCUUUUCUUUCAUCUUCGUCAUGGGACUUUCUGGAGCCUACGACACCCAAGGCCAGCGAAAGGCAGUCGGUCUUGCCGUGGUCCCCUUCUUGUUCGUUUUCUUCGGCUUCUAUGACCUCGCCUGGACCCCACUAUCGAACAUGUACUCGGUCGAGAUCUUGCCUUACAAUCUACGUACCAAAGGGCAGGCGAUCUAUAAUAUCGUCCUAGGGUCUGCGAACGCUGUUAACCAAUGGGUUAACCCAAUCAUCCUCGAGGCCAUUCACUGGAAAUACUAUGCAGUGUAUAUCGGCAUUUUAGCCUGUUACUGCGUCAUUAUUUAUCUGCGAUUCCCAGAGACUAAGGGAUUGACCAUCGAGGAGAUCGCGAUUAUCUUUGAUGGUGAAAAAGCCGAGGGUAUCAGCCGUGCUGCGCGCAUUGUUCAAAAUAAGCCUCAUGUGAUCGGUGAUGGUCAUUCAAUUCGGUCUGAACAUGCGGACGACAUAUCCGUGAAACAGAAUGACAUGGUUGGUAAGAGCAACGAUAGCAUCACCGCUUCCGAUCGUGCACCGAAGGAUAGAUCUGUUGUCUUCGGUAGUUGA
Molecule: messenger RNA, 2511 nt
Organism: Diaporthe amygdali
Lineage: Eukaryota; Fungi; Ascomycota; Sordariomycetes; Diaporthales; Diaporthaceae
Product: Lactose permease
Exons: 11
Coding region: 1-2511 (836 amino acids)
Biological process (GO): transmembrane transport; carbohydrate transport
Cellular component (GO): membrane
Molecular function (GO): oxidoreductase activity; carbohydrate:proton symporter activity
Source: RefSeq, a predicted model, not a curated record